Menidia menidia (Atlantic silverside) is the source of this 426-nucleotide messenger RNA. Lineage: Eukaryota; Metazoa; Chordata; Actinopteri; Atheriniformes; Atherinopsidae. The record is from the annotation of a GenBank genome assembly.
AUGGAGAGGGAGACGGGGGUUCAGAGCAAUGUGCCUGCCCAGGCUACAGGCUACAGCGUAAAGCCACAUAUUACCGUUCUAGUAGUUUACAAUGUUGGCCCCAGAGAAAAUAAGAUGGAUCGCAUCCACAAAGCCCUGAUCAGCCCCGGUUUGGGGCUGAGCUCGCCCCUGAAGAGGAAGGCCACUUCCUGCGCCGUCUGUCGGCUGAGGUUCAACUCCGAGGCGCAGGCCUCGUCCCACUACAGUGGCACGAGGCACGCCAAGAGGCUGAAGGCUCUGGACCCCCCCGAUUCAAAGACCAGGACCUCUGAACCGGUCGCCAAGGAAACCGCAUCACAGAUCCUCUCCUCGCCCCGUUUGCAAGCCGAAACAACAUCAGAAGAUCCCUGGACGCCUGUGCGCGGGGGAACGGGGAGGGAUGAGUGA